Knipowitschia caucasica is the source of this 1230-nucleotide messenger RNA. The record is from the annotation of a GenBank genome assembly. NCBI's taxonomy places the organism in Eukaryota, Metazoa, Chordata, Actinopteri, Gobiiformes, Gobiidae.
AUGGGGGGGCCUCUCAACUCUGGUGGGGGGGAUGUCUCUCUUUCUCUCUUCUGGUUGGAGCCUCUCUCCGUAGGGGGCCUCUCUCUUCUGGGACCUGCCUCUCUCUCCUCUGGGACCCGCCUCUCUCCGUUGGGGGCCUCUCUCUCUCCUCUGUGGGACCUGCCUCUCGCCGUAGGGGGCAUUUCUCUUUCCUCUUCGACCUGCCUCUCUCCGUUGGGGGCUUCCCUCUCCUCUGUGGAACCUGCCUCUCUCUCUCCUCUCUGGGACCUGCCUCUCUCCGUUGGGGGCCUCUCUCUCUCCUCUGGGACCCGCCUCUCUCCGUUGGGGGCUUCUCUCUCAUUUGGGACCUGCCUCUCUCCGUUGGGGGCCUCUCUCCUCUGUGGGACCUGCCUCUCUCUCUGCUCUGUGUGGAACUGCCUCUCUCCGUUGGGGGCCUCUGUCCUCUGUGGGACCUGCCUCUCCCUCUCCUUUGGGACCUGCCUCUCUCCGUUGGGGGCUUCUCUCUCCUCUGUGGGACCUGCCUCUCUCCGUUGGGGGCCUCUAUCUUUCCUCUGUGGGACCUGCCUCUCUCUCUCCUCUGUGGGACCUGCCUCUCUCCGUUGGGGGCCUCUCUCUCUCCUCUGUGGGACCUGCCUCUCUCUCUCCUCUGGGACCCGCCUCCCCCCGUAUGGGGGCUCCCUCUUUCCUCUGGGACCUGCCUCUCUCCGUUGGGGGCCUCUCUCUCCUCUGUGGGACCUGCCUCUCUCCCUUUGGGGCCUCUCUCCCCCCUCUGGGACCUGCCUCUCUCCGUUGGGGGCCUCUCUCUCUCCUCUGUGGGACCUGCCUCUCUCCGUUGGGGGCCUCUCUCUUUCUCUGGGACCUGCCUCUCUCCGUUGGGGGCUUCUCUCUCCUCUGUGGGACCUGCCUCUCUCCGUUGGGGGCCUCUCUCUCUCCUCUGUGAGACCUGCCUCUCUCCGUUGGGGGCCUCUCUCUUUCUCUGGGACCUGCCUCUCUCCGUUGGGGGCUUCUCUCUCCUCUGUGGGACCUGCCUCUCUCCGUUGGGGGCCUCUCUCUCUCCUCUGUGGGACCUGCCUCUCUCCGUUGGGGGCCUCUCUCCUCCCCGGGGCCCCAGCUGUGUCGUGCUGUGCCUCUGCUCAGGAGCCCAGGGUUGCUCUCUGUGGGAUGUAUCAGGAAGUCUCACUCAUGAAUAACUUAUUGCGAUCUUGCCGACUGUGCUCCGUGGUGAAGUAG